AUGCUUCAUACCGCCCUUAUUUUUGUCCUCUCAGGCCUCGCCGCAGGUACUUCGAUCCAGCCAUCGCCUACGCCUAGCUCUGCUUCACCAUGGCAAGCAUGUGCAGCUUCCAUGAAUGGCCAACUUCCUGCUCAGACCCCAUCGGACUUCCACUUCUCGGGCAAUGUGCGCAGAUAUUAUGUCGCCGCUGAGGAGGUUCAAUGGGACUAUGCCCCUAUGGGAUGGGACAACUGGCUCGGGGUGCCCAUCGACAAAUCCCCACGCGCGAAACCUUACACCAAGUUCAACACGACUUAUCUCAAAGCCCUCUAUCGCGGGUACACCGACGCCUCGUUCACUCAGCUCACGGAGCAACCGCCAUGGCAAGGAACACAGGGCCCCACGCUGAGGAGUGAAGUCGGCGACUUGCUGGAAAUCAUGUUCAACGAGGGUUCCGACUACGUUCCCAACCCAAGACCCCAUGAAAAUGCCACGAUCCCCCUCUCAUCGGCUGUUCCGCCUCUCGAUGGUGGGAUAGGACCUGGUGAGUGCGUCGUUUACAAGUGGCUCCCAGAUGAUGCCGUAGCGCCGAAUGGAAACGAUCAAUCAAGGGCCUUCAGUUACCACUCCUACGUCGACCUCCUCAGCGACAGCGACGCCGGCUUGACAGGGCCCCAAAUCGUCUACGCCCGCGGUCGAAUGAACGCCACGAUGCAGAACUACAAGGAAUUCCCCUUGCUGUUCGGGACCUACAACGAGCCGACUUCGUUCCUUGGGAACUACUCCGUCUGGUAUCCCCAGGUGGUCAACCUGGCCAGCUCGGGACGAUUCGAGGCGGCGCCGGAGUUCAAGACCCUCAACGGCUACAUCUUCGGCAACAACCCGCCCUUCGAAAUGUGCCAGAACGACCAGGCGAUCUGGUACGCGUACGGCUGGGGCAGCGACAGCCACGUGUUCCACAUGCACGGCAACGCGGUCGUCGUCGACGGCGUCAGGUCGUUCGCCGUGUCCCUCAACGACGGCGUCAGCAAGACGCUGCUGAUGACCGCGUCGGACGUCGGGUUCUGGCAGGCCAUUUGCCAUGUGAAUAAUCAUCAGCAGGAUGGCAUGUUGGCGAAUUAUGUGGUUUAUGGGGCUGGGAAGGGGGAGAUGAUGGGUGAGGACGAACAGGCAUCAUAA
Zasmidium cellare ATCC 36951 is the source of this 1158-nucleotide messenger RNA. RefSeq lists its product as uncharacterized. NCBI's taxonomy places the organism in Eukaryota, Fungi, Ascomycota, Dothideomycetes, Mycosphaerellales, Mycosphaerellaceae. The record is from RefSeq and is a predicted model, not a curated record. The transcript has 6 exons. Gene Ontology annotation, molecular function: copper ion binding; oxidoreductase activity. The coding region runs from base 1 to 1158 and encodes 385 amino acids.